Punica granatum (pomegranate) is the source of this 824-nucleotide messenger RNA. NCBI's taxonomy places the organism in Eukaryota, Viridiplantae, Streptophyta, Magnoliopsida, Myrtales, Lythraceae. The record is from RefSeq and is a predicted model, not a curated record.
UCUUCCUCCCACAAAAAUCUCAUUCAGCUCUUAGCCUCUCUCUGUAAUUCCCCUCCAAGCCUCUCUAAUCUCUCCCUCCUCGUUUUACUGCCAUGGCCUCAGCUGAUAUUGAGUUCCGGUGCUUCGUCGGCGGCCUUGCUUGGGCCACCGACGACCAGUCCCUCGAGCGGGCCUUCAGUGCCUAUGGUGACAUCCUCGAAUCGAAGGUCAUCAACGAUCGCGAGACCGGUAGGUCCCGUGGCUUCGGAUUCGUCACCUUCAGCAAUGAGAAGUCCAUGAGGGAUGCGAUCGAGGGGAUGAACGGCCAGAGCCUCGAUGGCAGGAGCAUCACCGUCAAUGAGGCCCAGUCCCGCAGCGGCGGUGGCGGUGGCGGCGGCGGCGGCGGGUUCAGCCGCAGCGGCGGUGGAGGCGGAUACGGUGGCCGCCGCGAGGGCGGUGGUGGCGGUUACAACCGCAGCAGCGGCGGGUACGGUGGCGGAGGCUACGGAGGUAGCCGUGACCGCGGGUACGGCGGCGGCGAGGGAGGCUACGGCGGCGGGUCUAGGUACUCGAGGGGCGGCGGUGCCUCCGAAGGAAACUGGAGGAGCUAGAUUUGUUCGCGUCUAGUCAGUCUCUACUCUCUGGUGGUGGGGAGGGUUUUAGGUGGGUGGCGUUCUGCUCCGUUAGCUAAUAGUCAAGAAGUUCCGUUUGGGUUAUGGUUAUGGUCAUGGUUAUGGAUUCUGUGUUCUGUGGGUGCUCUGCUUUUUUGAUCGAUGGUUAUUGUGUUACUGCCAAAAAAAAAACUAUAUUGAGUUGAAAUGAAGUAUAGAUCCUUCGUUUUGCCA